Molecule: messenger RNA, 3317 nt
Organism: Opisthorchis viverrini
Lineage: Eukaryota; Metazoa; Platyhelminthes; Trematoda; Opisthorchiida; Opisthorchiidae
Exons: 8
Coding region: 131-1432 (433 amino acids)
Source: RefSeq, a predicted model, not a curated record
CUUGAUCAGUGUCAUAGUGGGAAAGCCAAAAAUGAAUGCGUCACCUAGACGCAUGAAGUGUGGAGCUGGUUGAAGAACCGGUAAGCGAUCGGACGGAGUAAAUCAACUGUGCAGUUUACCGAUACACGCCAUGCGAAUACUAGGAAUACUGUUCUUCUGCUUCUACGGCUUUUCGGUGGGGAGUGCUUGGGUGUUUCAAGUAGACAGUAUUCAUGAUGCACCCAGCACACCUAAUCACGGAAGGGACAAGUCUGAUGAAAUUCGUGUUGUUUACGAGGAUGUUCGAUCGCCUUGUCACUCGGAAGGCCGGGCAUCCCAGUGUAUGCCACCUUUCACAAAUAUAGCGGAAGGUGCCCCUGUGGUCGCCACAUCAACCUGUGGAGCGAGCGACAAAACGGAAAAGUUCUGUAAGCAACAAGCUGACGCUACAGGUCGCAUUCAGUGGCGUUGUGAGCAGUGCACAAGUGAAGAUAAAUUUCCCACCCAUCAUCUGACUGAUCGUCACCAAAUGGCUAACGAGACUUACUGGGUCUCGGGAGCGGUGUUGCGAGGACAAACCAUCAAUAUUACUCUUUCCUUGGGCAAGACCUUUGAGGUUUACUACGUCUCACUGCAACCAUAUGGAAAGCUCCCGGACGCCAUAGCGCUUUACAAGUCUUCAGAUUUUGGGAAAACAUGGCACCCAUGGCAAUACUUUUCAACCGAUUGCUUCCGCGCUUUUCGUCUGCCUACCAGUAAUGAACAUAAUGCACAAAUAUCGGCAGCUAAUAUUCAAGAGGUACUUUGUGUGGCACUCAAAUCCUCAGAGGAUAAUGAGCCCUAUGGUCGGUCAAUGAAAGUGAUUGCAUUCAGUACCACCAUUGGGCGUCCAUCAAGUCAACCCUGGAGUGCGGCCUUGGUUGAUUGGAUGACCAUGACCGAUCUUCGAGUUAGUCUUACCCGCUUUUCUGACCUAGCUGAUAUGACUCAACACGACGCAAGCGGUCUUUUGCUUACGCCAAACCUACUGUCACCAGCGAAAGUGUUCCGCGUUGGCGAGGUAGAAAAAAACAAAAUGUCAGCAGGCACACUGGGAAUGAGUCGACACCACUUUCAAUCCGACGCUGCCUCAUUCAUGCCCGAUAAGGGGAUGCAUUUCGCCUUUUCCGACUUAGCUAUCGGCGGGAGAUGCAAAUGUAACGGGCACUCGAAUCGGUGCGUUCGCGACCGUUUGGUGGACGCAGCAGGGAAAGAAACCGGAGAGUGGGGACCUCUGAGGUGUGACUGCCAACACAACACCGCUGGAAUCGAUUGUGAAAAGUGUGCACCUGGCUAUCUGGACCGUCCCUGGGCUCGAGCCACCAGGGAGUUGGCGAAUGAAUGCAAACGUAAGUUACUACUUUUAGUAGUUACCUAUCCUUGUCGGCUAUCGAACUCAUGUCGAAUGGGGUAAGCUGCGAUUGCAAUUUACACUCCUGGACAUGCGAGUUCUCGCAACAGAUCUAUUUGAUGUCCUCAAAGACUAGCGGUGGUGUUUGUCAAAACUGUCAACAUAACACGGUGGGAAGGCGGUGUCAUCAUUGUGCCAGUGGGUACUAUCGUGAUUGGACAAAACCGGUUAGCCACGAACAAGUGUGUCUCGAAUGCCGUUGUCAUCCCAUCGGGUCAAUUGCUAAUGAGCCUUGUGAUAGAAAAUCUGGUCAAUGUCCAUGCAAACCCGGUGUGAUUGGACAAGCUUGCAAUCGCUGUGAAGAAGGCUACAAACAGACACGACUGUCGGAUCAUCCUUGUGUACGAGUCAUGGAGCAUUUUGCUUACCGCAGAAAGACUGUCCCACCUCCUGUAGUGGCCUCUUCCCUCCACCAACCGAUCAACACAGAGCCGCACCCGAAAUGUCCACCCUGCAAGCCCCACAGAAGAAGGAUUCGGUUUAAGAAAUUUUGUCGAAGAGAAGCAGUGUUUAUGGGCAAAGUUGAAUCAUACCGCGCAGAAGGAGACAAGACCCGAUUCGAAAUACGCAUCAGAGAGACCUGGCGCGUGGACGGAGCUGCAGGACAUUUGUUGCCGAAGAAGCCCUCACACAGUUUACCGCCUUUCCCCGUGUGGAUACAAAGCCAGUUGAUUGGCGGUGACAACCGAAACCCAGCCAUCCGAUGCCUUUGUCCUGAACUGAAAACGGGCGAAUCCUAUCUUUUCUUUACACAGCCGUAUGAGAUUCCACACGGGAAUCGAAUGGAACUGAUGUUGGAUCCCAGCAGUAUUAUCAUUCCAUGGCGCGAAUCUUGGCGCCGACGACUGAACAAGUUUGUUCGAAGGGCUGCCAAAAACCGAUGUAACUUGAAUGUGAAUAGGGUCAAUAGUGGGGACUCGAUGCAGUCCAAACGGGCUCAAAAACUACAAUCAUCCGAUGGAUAUCCCGUCAACCAACUGGCCAAUGACAGCCCGUUAAAAUUCGCGCAAACAGCUGGACGAUUUUACAAACAACAGUAUGCGAAUAGAGGCCCACAAGGUUCGGAUCCUCAUACGGUCUACCAAAUGGAUACAGACCGUGGACUCUCCAGAACGUCUGCAACCGGGAUAAGUCAAACUCAAUUUACGUACUAUCACCCAUACGCCAGAUAUCCUCAUAAAACUAUCUAGACUGUGGGACAAAACUCCCGGUUUGUAUGUUGUUUCCGGUAAGAUUCGAAGUCAUCCGUUGGAGGCAAUAUACCACCCAGCGACUCACCUUGCCAUCACUCAACUGGCCCACGUACUAAUUAAUAUUGGGCAUUCUGUUUUUGUCGUUUUUCUUUGCACACAAAACAGACCAACAGUUUUCGAAUACGCCCAACGCAACAGGAAACAAUCAUUACACCCCUGUUUCUUCUCACAUAUAUACUCAGCAAGCCUCAUAUCUAGUCAAGGAAACGUAAGCAUAGUCUUAACUUGACCUUAGUAUGGAGUUUUUCGUUUUCAAUCCCCGUUCUCCCAUUGUUGCCAUCGUUGCUCCUGCCAAACAACCAUGAACCAUUGUUUUAUUCGACCUGUUUCCUCUUCAUCACUAAAAUGCCUAACUUACACCGCAACAUUAUUUUAUCCCACAAACUGAUACCACCGUUUGUGUUGUCAAUGUUGUACGCACGAAUGUAAACACACCUGAAAUUCCAAUACCUCCGCAUUUGAUUCAACAAGUCUCGGAAGCUCCAUCGUGUUUAAAGGAUACGUUUGGUAUACGGACGAUGAAGAACCAUCUUCCAGAGCCGUUAACCACGGCCGUUGUCGGUCAGACACAUGUCCAAUCCCAAAAGUGGAUAUGAGUAUUCUAGGUCACCUCAGGGCUCUUGAAACCGUUUUCA